CGGACGCGCAGCGAAUAGGAAGCGGAAAAACCGGGGACGGUUCUACAGCGGUUCACCGGAGAGGGAGACGGCUGCAGCUAGGCGGGGAGCUAGCAGCGGAGAGCUCGGCUCCACCACAGGCAUCUUCUGAUCUGGCGCCAUGACGUCAGCAUCGACUAAGGUGGGGGAGAUCUUCUCGGCAGCCGGCGCAGCCUUCACCAAGCUGGGCGAGCUCACCAUGCAGCUGCACCCGGUGACGGACUCCUCGCCCGCCGGGGCCCGCUGGACAGACACUGAGAUUCAGAUGUUACACGCGGCCGUCAGACGCUUCGGGGAGGACUUAAAUCAGAUCAGCUCAGUAAUCAAGGAGAGGACAGUGGCUCAGCUCAAGUUUGCCGUGAAACGGAAGAUCUACGACGACAACGGCGUCCCCCUGUCCUCAGAUUCCUCUAAGAAAGUGGUGAAGAAAGUGAUCUCCGUACCCUCCGUCAUGUCCGUGCAAGCGCCACCAGCGGUCGGAGGAACGAGUCUUCCAGAGGGGUCUCAGAGCGCCAUGAGGAAGCGCAAGUCGUCCGAUGUGACCCUCAGUGCCUUGAAUGACUCCGAUGCCAACAGUGACUUGGUGGACAUUGAGGGACUGGGUGACAGGAGCACGGUGAAGAAACUCAACUUUGAUCAGGAAAACCUAAACUUGGAUUCCAGUUUUAUAAUGAACUCCAGUGACCUCCCGCUGUUAUCCCGCUGACCCUGCACCCGCUCACCCCUUGUAAAUAGCAGGUUCCCCCACAUCUCCUGAAGUGUCUGAAGAUACCCGACCUGUGUCCUCGUCCCCAGAAGACCUGUCCUCCUCCGAUCUUGUACUAAAGUUGUGAAUUGCAUUUUUUUCAAAUAAAAUGGUUAAAAAUUUUUGAACAAA
Molecule: messenger RNA, 895 nt
Organism: Bufo gargarizans (Asiatic toad)
Lineage: Eukaryota; Metazoa; Chordata; Amphibia; Anura; Bufonidae
Gene: BACC1
Product: chromosome unknown C17orf49 homolog
Exons: 6
Coding region: 140-724 (194 amino acids)
Cellular component (GO): NURF complex; MLL1 complex
Source: RefSeq, a predicted model, not a curated record